AUGCAAGACGACGGCGUUUUUCGCAUCAUCAGCCAGGGUGUCAACUCGGGGAAGUUACCCGACUUCCCCAAUUCGGUCCAAUCUACCGUGAACAUCUCGGUGAUUGACUUUUGGCUAUACCACGGAAACAACAAACACGUCAGAUGCAAGAAGGAAAUUGUACCGCCCAAUAGCCAGGAGGAAUUUCUGAAUAAACGGGUGGGUGACGAUGGCGAGUCGCUGCUGUUCCGCCUCGUCUGGGCUACUGCCGACAGCGAUUAUCCGGAAAACAACCUCUCUAGGUCGAUCAGGGAGAGAGUGCUGGGCCAUUUCGGCCUCGGCUUCGCCUAUCAAUACGCAAACACCUUCUUCAGCGGAAUCACCUCCCUAUCCUCCGAGAGACUCCAGGACUCUUACCGGCAAGCCCAUGUAUUUUGCUAUAAGCCUAAUAUGGGUGCCGUAUGGUCCCACACUGUCCCGAAAGGUGACAAAGGCUUUACGGAGUGCCUUGUCAUGAGCCACAUCUCGGGCAACGACAGUCCAGAGAAGGGGGCCGAGCAAGCAGCAAAAUCUCUGGAGAAACUCUACCGUCUCCUGAGCAGUAUCGCUUGGGACCCGAACCUGUGCCGCAGUGCUGCGUUUCCAGCUUAUCUGUUCAGCCUGAUGCUGGGCAUGGAGAUGGAUGCGACAAUGUACGAGACCGUGAUGGAGCUUCGCACGAUCGAGUCCAUGACCGGGCACCACAGCUACAAGCACAGAAAAAAUUGGAACGGCGCCGGCGAUCCUGGCGACCAGGCCUCCACCGCCGGGCAGGACGGGGACGGUGCAGGUGGCGUGGCUGCAUCGUCUGCCGGCAAGGCCUAUAUCCAUGCUAGCCAAUACGGCCACCAUGGAGAAGCUGCUACACGGAAAAGGCUGGAGGCAGACGCGCUCGCCGAGCUCUCCAGCGAAGUUCCCGGCCACGCGACCAAGCUAGCCAGUGUCAGACGCAAGGCCAAGGUGGUCAAGGAGCUCCUCGACUUCAUCAAGGCAAUGUCGGGGGACGACGAGAAGCUUAUGAGGGACAAUGCUGGUGUUCUGCAGCAACGACUAGAGAUGCAAAAGAUGGAGGCCCAGCAUCUUCGCGAGCGAGUCGAGAUUCAGAUACAGGCAGUAUUUCAUCUGAUAUCCAAAAACGACUACAUGGACAACCUCGAGGUGGCAAACCAGAACAAGCGCAUCUCCGAGUCGAUGAAAGCACUGGCCAUCGUCACCAUGUUCUUUCUCCCGGGAAGUUUCGUGUCAGCCCUCUUCUCCACGCCCUGCUUCAACUGGGACACUGUCGAUGAGAGGAACUUCGAGAGCAUCGGGGUUGGCGUCACCCCGCAGUUCUGGCUAUACUGGUCCUUGACAGCCCCUCUGACAGCCCUCACCUUUAUUGUCUACGCCUGCUGGCUAUGGAUCCAACACGAGAAGGAGGUCGUGAGGUUGAGGGCCGGUGGUAUCGGGAAUCCCGCACCACCGACCAUGAUGAGCCAGCUUGUCCAGGCACCAGGGAUA
This is a messenger RNA of Geosmithia morbida, 1518 nucleotides long. RefSeq lists its product as uncharacterized. The transcript has 2 exons. The record is from RefSeq and is a predicted model, not a curated record. NCBI's taxonomy places the organism in Eukaryota, Fungi, Ascomycota, Sordariomycetes, Hypocreales, Bionectriaceae. The annotation marks the transcript as partial.